Molecule: messenger RNA, 1305 nt
Organism: Gigantopelta aegis
Lineage: Eukaryota; Metazoa; Mollusca; Gastropoda; Neomphalida; Peltospiridae
Exons: 3
Coding region: 187-630 (147 amino acids)
Source: RefSeq, a predicted model, not a curated record
GCACAGAAUAUCCUCCAUGUAUAUUUUGCUUUGACGAGCGACAUUAUUUUAUGGCAGAUGUUUUUAGUUUUUUGCGAUUUGGUAUACAUGUGUGUUAAUGUUUGGUACUGGAUAAGACAAAGAAGGUGACGAUUUUCAUUGUUUGGUUAAUGGGACAACCUAUAGGUGCUGCAGAAACUGUGAAGAAUGUAUUUUGACUUGCCACAGAUUGCUAUAGUAAUCUUAACAACAGUGCAAUGCGCCGCGCCGUUAGAGUGUUGGAAAUGCAUCGCAGAUAACUGUCAAGAUGACCCACAAAACAACUACAAAGCGUACAAGGUGACGUGUAUGGAGAGAAGUGUAUGCAUGAAAGUUGAAUACUCGAUGAACACGAACAACUCGGCGGGGAUUCUGCACUCCGUGAUUCGCACGUGCUCGGCGGGUCCAUGCGUGCCGGUGUCGGACGAGGCGUAUAAAGCGUGCAGCUCACAAAAAAAAUACUUCAUCGAUGGCUGCAUCAGAAGGACCUGCUGCGAUGACAAGAACCUGUGUAACACUGUCCCAUGUACAUUCGUGUCACACCCGCUCGUCAUAACUGCAGGCGUCAUAAUGGUGUCCGUGGUUACCCAAGUCAUAAACAUCAGUAGCUAAUUACACCGGGGGUCAAGUUCAGCCAGCAGUUUGUCGCUGACGCUUGUUAAAUUAGUUUUUACGCUACACGUUAAAACAAAUAGAGACUGCAAAAACCAAUCAAAAUAGUUUGCAAACGUUUACCGAAAAUGGUUGGCUGAAGUUCAGCCUGUACACAUAGGCGUACGGUCUCCUAUUUUUGUAGGGUGGGGUGGGGGUAGAAUUACGUAAAUACAUGUUAAAAAGUGUUCAGGCCAGCUAAUUUUCCCACGAAUUUUUCUAUUGUUUUUGCCCGAAUUUGAGGUUUUCUCCAGGACUAGUACGCUUUUGCCUAUACAUGCAUAUACAUCCAGUGACAGCGAGCAAUACGAACGUUCGCGGAAAAGUAGACUGGUUCAACAUGUGGUUAUUCUAUUUAUCGCCAAACACUAACCCCCUCCCCACAAACUAAACCAUAUACUGUGUAACUGAACCCAGCUCUAAAUUGUUUUGCUCGAUAUAUACAUGUAGUUACUUGUGACCGACCGGAUUUAGUGAACACCCACAGGUGGAGCUACCUGAACUUUAUCGUUCGCAUAACAUAAGUUUAUUUUGUUUAACGACACCACUAGAGCACAUUGAUCUAUUAAUUACUGGCUAUUGGAAGUCAAACCCAUAUUUGAAUUUGCGAUUUACUGAUACCCCCCCCCCCCCCCC